UCAAUGUCAUUCAGUUUAAUGUCAAAUCUGGUACCCACAGGAGAUUUUGGUUGAUGUAUUGUGUAUUACAAAAAUCAAUGGUUUUAUGCUUAAAUUUGUUGUGUACAGUGUAUUUCAGUUGUGGUUAGUGACGAGGGGCGAUUCAGCCAUGGCUCAAUCAUCCCAAGUGACGUUAGACAUAGAUAGUGAUGGCGCAGAAGAGUCUGCAUCAAACACCAGAACCAAUCUGCUUCGAGUGGAGCCAGGCGCCCGGCCCGCGCCGCCCGCCCGCGGCCACCUCGGCCUUGGCGACCGACUGAACAGCGUCUUUCGGGAAAUAAGGCCGCUCGUCGAACAUGCGCGCAUGGGAAACAAUUCUCGACUAUCACUUCCAACAUGGCUUCCUCGCAAUGUGCCAGCUCCUCUUGCAAAUACAGAAGCCGGAGUACAGAGGCCACAGAGCUCCAUAGCCCACGUGAACCUUGGGCCAGGAGCCACCACCUUCAUUGUCACAGACCGGGGCGGAGGAGCCUCACCGGUCAGGCCGCCGGCCCCCCAGGGCCUCACUACCAGCGCCUCCAAUGACUCCAACCUGUCAGAUAUGGCAGCUGAACACCCGGAGAUCAAUAUUUCAGUCAAUCCGGCCAACAACAACAACAUACAUGAUAAUGCUGACAAUGAGAGCCAGAGCGAUGAUGGCAAUCAGCAGGUUGUGGACUUAAGAUCAACAUUGAAUCUUUUAAUAAAGUAUGCCCCAUUUUACUUCAUACUGUUCAUAAAAUUCAUGUAUGACAUGCGGGAGGGCCUGUUCACGUUUCUAGUACUCUUCUGCACAUUCUCUCACAGCAACAGUCUAGUCAGGAGGGAGAAUGGAAAGCAAAUGAGUAGGAGUCUCAAAGCGCUGAUCUUUGAGCUGUUCUUCACGGUGGGUUGUAUCGGCUCGGUGCACUACCUGUUUGGGCACGGCAAGCUGCUGCCGAACCUCGUCAUGUUCCCAUACUACAAGGAGAGCAUCGACAUCUGGGAGCUUCUGUGGCUGGUCGUGCUCACUGAUCUGAUAGUGAAGAUCAUCACAGUGGACAUUAAGAUCCUGGUGACGGUGUUGCCAACAGUGGUGUUGCCGUUCCAAAAGAGGGGCAAAGUCUACCUAUUCGUCGAGGCCGUAUCCCAACUGUACCGCUCCCUGCUCACGAUCCAGCCGUGGGUGUUCUACCUGAUGAACUCGUACGACGGCUCGGAGCGGAUGGUGGGCAUGUUCCUGACCAGUGUCUACGUCAUCGCCAAGGUCAUUGAACUGCUCGUGCGCCUGCGUCUGUUCAAGAACGCUACUUGGACAUUGCUGCAGAGUGUGAACCUUGGCACCAAACCGACCGGCGAGCAGCUUCUAUCAGCGGGCGAUUCCUGCCCGAUCUGCCACGACGACUACGCCACGCCAGUGCGGCUCGGCUGCGGACACAUCUUCUGUGAGCUCUGCAUCGCCGCCUGGCUCGACAGGGAACAUACCUGCCCACUGUGCCGGGCUAAGGUGGCCGAUGAACCAACCUGGCGCGAUGGAUCGACCACCUAUGACUUUCAAUUGUAUUGAAGCGGAUGGUAAGUGGUUUAGGAGGAUUUUUGAAUGAGGAGUGAUGA
Plutella xylostella (diamondback moth) is the source of this 1611-nucleotide messenger RNA. Its product is annotated as E3 ubiquitin-protein ligase RNFT2. Gene Ontology annotation, biological process: positive regulation of ERAD pathway. NCBI's taxonomy places the organism in Eukaryota, Metazoa, Arthropoda, Insecta, Lepidoptera, Plutellidae. The record is from RefSeq and is a predicted model, not a curated record. Gene Ontology annotation, molecular function: ubiquitin protein ligase activity.